Messenger RNA from Leptonychotes weddellii (Weddell seal), 531 nucleotides. NCBI's taxonomy places the organism in Eukaryota, Metazoa, Chordata, Mammalia, Carnivora, Phocidae. The record is from RefSeq and is a predicted model, not a curated record.
AUGGGGAAGAUCACCUUCUACGAGGACCGCGGCUUCCAGGGACAAAUGUCAGAGAUCACAGAUGAUUGUCUCUCUCUUCAGGACCGCUUCCAUCUCAAUGAAAUCCACUCCCUCAAUGUGCUGGAGGGCUGCUGGGUCCUUUAUGAGAUGCCCAGCUACAGGGGAAGGCAGUACCUCCUGCGGCGCGGGGACUACCCCGACUACCAGCAGUGGCUGGGCCUCAGCGACUCGGUCCGCUCCUGCCGCCUCAUCCCCCACGCUGGCUCUCACAGGAUCAGACUCUAUGAGAGGGAAGAUUACAGAGGCCAGAUGAUGGAGUUCACUGAGGACUGCUCCUCGCUUCAGGACCGCUUCCACUUCAAUGAGCUUUACUCCCUCCACGUGCUGGAGGGCUCCUGGGUCCUCUACGAGCUGCCCAACUAUCGGGGGCAGCAGUACCUGCUGAGGCCGGGGGACUAUAGGCAUUACCGUGACUGGGGGGCCACGAGUGCCCGAGUGGGCUCUUUGAGGAGAGUCACGGAUUACUAUUGA